AGAUGUAGAGUUUGUAUGGGUGAUCCCGAAGCGCUGAAAACACAUUUCCAUGAGGAUUUCUUUGAACUAAGAAACAAAGCAAGUCAUGAUGUGCAGUGUGGACGGCUAAUUUUGGGUGAACACUUCAAGAAGACCUAUGGAUUAAACAGCAGAUCARUUUUAAACAACUCUAGAUACUUUCAUGUUGUUGGAGGUCUUCCAGCUGAUGCAAUGCAUGAUGUUUUGGAAGGUGUUCUUCAGUACAGUGUUAAAGAAUUARUGAAAUUCUAUYUUAUUGAAGAAAAGCUAUUCACUGUUGAGGAGCUGAACAAAAGAAUUGCUGAAUGUGAUUAUGGAUACCAUAAUGACACUAACAGACCUGCUCAAAUUGCACAGAAAAAGCUAGAAUCUCCAGACYACAGCCUAAGACAYCAUGCAAAUCAAAUGUGGUGURUUGGUCUUCAUCUCCCUCUCAUSAUAGGAAAUUUGGUUCCUGAAGAUGAUGAAAAGUGGCAUCUGUAUUGCACACUGUUGCAGAUUGUAAGAAUCAUAUUUUCUCCAAUCAUCAAUCGGGGUCAAAUGCCCUACUUACAAGUCCUUAUCCAAGAAUAUCUMGAGAAGUUUAAAGAACUAUACCCUCAAUGCUCUAUAAUCCCAAAAAUGCACUACAUGGUUCACAUGCCAAGGACAAUGCUACAGUAA
Molecule: messenger RNA, 681 nt
Organism: Exaiptasia diaphana
Lineage: Eukaryota; Metazoa; Cnidaria; Anthozoa; Actiniaria; Aiptasiidae
Exons: 3
Coding region: 16-681 (221 amino acids)
Source: RefSeq, a predicted model, not a curated record